This is a messenger RNA of Durio zibethinus, 3126 nucleotides long. RefSeq names its product subtilisin-like protease SBT1.8. Gene Ontology annotation, biological process: proteolysis. Gene Ontology annotation, molecular function: serine-type endopeptidase activity. Lineage: Eukaryota; Viridiplantae; Streptophyta; Magnoliopsida; Malvales; Malvaceae. The record is from RefSeq and is a predicted model, not a curated record.
AAUACACCGCACUCAUGUUGCAACCCCACGAUGAUCCCACAACCCUUUCACACCUACUGCUACAUUGUCCCCAUGCCUUUGAUCAGUAAAGGGACCAUUGCCUAUAACGUGUCUACAGCUGUACCUGGUCCUUCGUAUAUGUAACUAUUUUAGUUAACACUUCAUUGCCAUUUUAAAUUAAUAAGCAUUAUAAGAACACCGACGAGAUGACAGUGAGGUAAUAAAGAAAGACAAUGAGCCCAAUUAGAAAUCCAACUGGGUUAUAAAUCCGACACCAGUCUCAUGUUUCCUUCUAUCCUUUUCUGACAUUCGCAACUUGUUAUAGCAACUAUCCCUUCCCUUCCUUCAUCCACUCUUCCAGUUUUCAGUACUACUGUUAGUAAUCCAAUUUUAACAGCUCUUUGUUCUGGGUAAACCAAAGCCAUGGCCUCCAUGGCUUCUACGUUCUUCCUUAGCUUCUUCUUCCUCGUACUUUGUCUAACAGUCACUGCCAAAAAAACCUACAUUGUUCACAUGAAACAUCAAGACAAGCCUCUUUCUUUUGAAACUCACCAUGAUUGGUACAGUUCAAGCUUGGAAUCACUCUCCGCCACCCCAGCUGACUCCCUCCUAUAUUCCUACACUACUACAUUCAAUGGCUUCGCUGCCAGUCUUGAUCCGGAACAAGCGGAGUCUCUUAUUAAAUCAGAUUCAGUUCUGGGUGUUUAUGAAGACACCGUUUACACUCUCCACACUACCCGUACCCCUCAAUUCCUGGGCCUUGAUGCUGACUUCGGGCUCUGGGCUGGCCAUAACGCCCAGCAGCUCGAACAAGCUUCUCGAGAUGUGAUCAUUGGAGUUCUAGACACAGGAGUUUGGCCAGAAUCUAAGAGCUUCGACGAUUCUGACAUGCCUGAAAUUCCUUCCAAAUGGCGUGGCGAGUGUGAAUCAGCUCCUGAUUUCAGUCCAAAACUUUGCAACAAGAAACUCAUUGGAGCAAGAAGCUUUUCCAAAGGUUACCAUAUGUCCACUGGCGGCGGUGGAAUUUACAAGAAACCCAGAGAGAUCGAAUCCCCACGUGACAAAGAUGGUCAUGGCACCCACACUGCCAGCACCGCAGCUGGUUCUCACGUGGCCAACGCUAACCUCCUCGGAUACGCCAGCGGAACUGCCCGUGGGAUGGCAACUCACGCCCGCGUCGCUACGUACAAGGUUUGCUGGGAAACUGGAUGCUUCGGAUCCGACAUUCUCGCCGGUAUGGAUCGUGCCAUCCAAGACGGUGUCGACGUCCUUUCAUUAUCCCUCGGUGGCGGAUCCGCACCGUAUUACCGCGACACCAUCGCUAUUGGAGCCUUCACGGCGAUGGAGAAGGGCAUUUUCGUCUCUUGCUCUGCUGGCAAUAGCGGGCCCACUAAGGCCACUCUUGCCAACGUGCCACCUUGGAUUAUGACUGUUGGCGCCGGGACUUUAGAUCGAGAUUUCCCUGCAUACGCCGUUUUGGGAAACAAAAUCCAUUAUAACGGCGUCUCGCUUUACAGUGGUCAAGGAAUGGGAAAGAAACCGGUUGGUUUGGUUUACGACAAUGGUAACAUUUCCAGCAAUUUAUGUUUGCCCGGUUCACUCGACCCGGCUUUGGUACGUGGGAAGGUAGUGAUUUGCGAUAGAGGAACAAACGCGCGUGUCGAAAAAGGAGCUGUCGUGCUCGACGCCGGCGGGGUGGGGAUGAUAUUAGCGAACACGCCGGUUAGCGGUGAGGAACUGGUGGCUGACAGUCACUUGUUACCUGGCGUGGCGGUGGGGAGAAAAGUUGGUGACUUGAUCAGGGAAUACGUACGGUCCGAUCCUAACCCGACGGCCGUGCUUGUUUUCGGUGGGACCGUGUUGAAUGUGCGGCCUUCGCCAGUUGUCGCUGCGUUUAGUUCGCGGGGACCCAAUACAGUGACACCGCAGAUCUUGAAGCCGGACGUAAUUGGGCCUGGAGUCAACAUAUUGGCUGCAUGGUCAGAGGCUAUUGGGCCCACUGGGUUGCCGAAGGACACUAGGAAGACUAAGUUCAAUAUUAUGUCAGGUACAUCCAUGUCCUGCCCUCACAUCAGUGGGCUAGCAGCAUUGCUCAAGGCAGCUCAUCCCGAAUGGAGCCCCAGUGCUAUCAAAUCCGCUCUCAUCACUACUGCCUACACCCAGGACAACACCAAUUCCUCUCUCAGGGAUGAUGCAGAUGGUUCAUUGUCUAACCCGUGGGCUCAUGGGGCUGGUCAUGUUGACCCCCAAAAAGCUCUCUCUCCAGGCCUAGUGUAUGACAUCUCUACAGAAGAAUACAUAGCAUUUUUGUGCUCACUGGGCUACACCAUUGAUCAUGUCAAUAUGAUAGUCAAGCGCCCUAAUAUUACAUGUUCCAGGAAAUUCAAUGACCCAGGUGAACUCAAUUACCCAUCAUUUUCAGUCUUUUUUGGGGACAAAAGGGUUGUCCGAUACACUCGCGAAUUGACGAAUGUAGGCCCUGCAAGGUCCAUUUACAACGUGACACUGAAUGGCCCAUCAACAGUAGGGAUCUCAGUUAGGCCCAGGACACUCACCUUUAGGAGCGUAGGGGAGAAGAAGAGAUACACGGUCACUUUUGUAGCUAAAAGAGGGACAAGUCCAAUGUCUAGAUCUGAAUUUGGUUCAAUAGUGUGGGGCAAUGCCCAAAACGAAGUUAAGAGCCCAGUUUCCUUCUCAUGGACAUUGUUGUGAGGAUUUGACUUUGACAACAUAACCCUGGGGCCGGUUUUCCAGUUAAUGAACCUCACACGGCACAAGUUUGCAUCCAAGUAAACCAGUGUAAAGGCCAUCAUCCAUGGAGGAAAACCAUAACACAUGGACCGUCCAGUCCUGAAGAAAAGUUGGAAUUGGGUAGAGUGUGUAAGUUUGCAAAUUUCGGUUUGGUUGGUUUAUUAGAAUGACAUAAUACUAAGUAUAAGAUUGAGCUUUUCACUUCUUAAUUUAUUCAUGAAACAAGGUUACCUUGAUUAUUGAGGGAUAUCAGGGGAUUGGAUAUCCAGCUAGCCUUUUUUCAUUAGCUAAACCGUCUGUACCAGAAUCUGUACCAGAAAUUUAUUAUUUGAUUACUUGAUGGUAUAAAAGUGACUCCUUUGCUAAAAGGUUCCC